CCUCCAACAUGGCGGCGCCCAGGGGUGCGAGCCGCAUGUGAUGAGGUCUGAGCUCGUGGGAGCCGGAGUGUGCAGGACAGUCAGCGGGGUUCCCUCCGUACCGUGGAUUGCAUUCCGUCGCCCCCACUUAGGUCCUUGCGUGCCCCCGCCUCUCUGCAGCCAUGAAGACAAAGCCCGUCUCCCACAAGACCGAGAACACGUACAGGUUUCUUACAUUUGCUGAACGACUGGGGAAUGUGAAUAUUGAUAUUAUUCACCGGAUUGAUAGAACUACAAACUAUGAUGAGGAAGUUGAAACCUACUUUUUUGAGGGUCUGCUGAAAUGGAGAGAAUUGAACCUUACAGAACACUUUGGCAAAUUUUACAAAGAAGUUAUUGACAAAUGCCAGUCCUUCAAUCAGUUGGUCUAUCAUCAAAAUGAGAUAGUUCAGAGUUUGAAGACUCACCUGCAAAUCAAGAACAGUUUUGCCUAUCAGCCCCUUUUGGAUUUGGUUGUACAGUUGGCACGAGAUCUGCAGAUGGACUUCUAUCCACAUUUUCAGGACUUUUUCCUGACUAUCACCUCAAUCCUGGAGACUCAGGACACGGAGUUACUAGAAUGGGCUUUCACCUCAUUGUCCUAUCUUUACAAGUACCUGUGGAGGCAAAUGGUGAAGGACAUGUCCAAUAUAUACAGCAUGUACAGUACACUCCUGGCUCAUAAAAAACUACAUAUAAGAAAUUUUGCUGCUGAAAGUUUUACUUUUUUGAUGAGAAAGGUUUCUGAUAAAAAUGCACUUUUCAAUUUAAUGUUUGUUGAUCUUGAUGGACAUCCAGAAAAGGUAGAAGGAGUUGGACAGUUGCUCUUUGAAAUGUGCAAAGGAGUUAGAAACAUGUUUCAUUCCUGUACAGGAAAGGCAGUGAAACUAAUUUUGCAAAAACUAGGACCUGUUACUGAAACAGAAACUCAACUACCAUGGAUUUUAGUUGGAGAAACACUCAAAAACAUGGUCAAAUCCACUGUGUUCUACAUCUACAAAGAACAUUUUGAUACAUUUUUUGAAUGUUUGCAAGAAUCACUCUUAGAUCUACAUACAAAAGUAACCACAGCUAACUGUGGGGAAAGUUCUGAACAGAUAGGAAGGUUGUUAGAAACAUAUCUGAUACUUGUGAAACAUGGGAAUGGAUCAAAGAUAACCAAACCUGUUGAUGUUUGUAAGGUGUUAUCUCAGACGUUACAAAUAGCCAAUCUUUCUACAACUUGCCGGGAAACCCUCUUGGCUGUAAUUUCUGCUUUAAUCCUGGGUGAAAAUGUUUCCUUGCCAGAGACCCUUAUCAGAGAAACCAUUCAAAAAACUUUUGAGAGCAGAUUUGAAAGACGUUUAAUUUUGGAAUUUUCUGAAGUUAUGUUUGUCAUGAAGCAGUUUGAGCAGCUUUUUCUACCCAGCUUUCUCUUGUAUAUUGAAAAUUGCUUUUUGACUGAUGAGGCUACUGCCAAAGAUGAAGCUCUGGCCGUUUUGGCUAAACUUAUUCUGAACAAAGCAGCACCUCCCACUGCUGGCUCAAUGGCAAUUGAGAAGUACCCUCUGGUUUUUUCACAUCAGACGGUGGGAUCCUAUUUAAGGCAGAAGAAGACUAGACCCAAGGGAGGAAAAGAACAGAUCCCAGUAUUGGACCACCUCUUGUCUAUAAUUCAGCUACCCCCAGAUAAAGAUAUUACUUACCUCUCACAGUCUUGGGCAGCCCUUGUCGUGUUACCUCAUAUUAGACCUCUAGAGAAGGAGAAGGUUAUACCACUAGUCACCUGCUUCAUAGAGUCACUCUUCGUGAAUGUUGACAGAGGCAGCUUUGGAAAAGGAAACUUAUUUGUUCUUUGUCAAGCUGUAAAUACUCUGCUAAGUUUAGAAGAAUCUUCUGAACUCCUUCAUUUGGUUCCUGUGGAACGCGUGAAGAAUUUAGUAAUAACAUUUCCCUUGGAGCCAUCUGUGUUGCUGUUAGCUGAUCUCUAUUAUCAGAGGUUAUCAUUAUGUGGCUGCAAAGGGCCACUUUCUGAGGAAGCCUUAAUGGAAUUAUUUCCCAAGUUACAAGCAAACAUUUCAACUGGUCUAUCCAAGAUUCGGCUCUUGACAAUAAGGAUCCUAAACCAUUUUGAGGUUCGACUUCCAGAAAUGAUGGAGGAUGAUGGGCUUUCAGAGCGUCAGUCUGCCUUUGCUGUGUUACGCCAGGCAGAACUCGUUCCAGCAACUGUGAGUGAUUACAGAGAGAAACUUCUUCACUUGAGAAAACUAAGACAUGAUGUGGUGCAGGCAACAGUCCCUGAUGGGCCAUUGCAGGAGGUGCCACUUCGUUAUUUAUUAGGAAUGUUGUAUGUUAACUUCAGUGCCCUCUGGGAUCCUGUUAUUGAACUAAUAAGUUCUCAUGCACAUGAAAUGGAAAAUAAACAAUUUUGGAAGGUCUACUAUGAACAUCUAGAAAAAGCAGCUGUACAUGCUGAGAAGGAGCUACAAAAUGAUGUCAGAGAUGAGAAGUCCAUUGGAGAUGAAAGUUGGGAGCAGACUCAGGAAGGAGAUGUUGGAGCUCUUUAUCAUGAGCAGUUAGUGUCGAAAACUGACUGUCAGGAAAGAUUGGACCACACCAACUUUCGAUUUUUGCUCUGGCGAGCUCUGGCAAAAUUCCCAGAGAGGAUAGAGCCACGGUCCAGGGAGCUCUCCCCACUUUUCUUGAGAUUUAUCAACAAUGAGUAUUACCCAGCAGACCUGCAAGUCGCUCCGACCCAGGAUCUGCGAAGGAAAGCCAAGGGGGUGGCAGCAGAGGAAAUAGAAGAGGAACCUGCUGCUGGAGAUGAUGAAGAGCUGGAGGAGGAGACGGUGCCCGUAGAUGAACCCUCACAGAAGAAAAAGACCAGAAGAGCUGCAGCAAAGCAGUUAAUUGCUCAUUUGCAAGUUUUCUCUAAGUUUUCAAAUCCACGCGCCCUAUAUCUGGAAUCCAGAUUAUAUGAGCUAUAUCUUCAGUUGUUGCUACAUCAAGAUCAAACGGUGCAAAAAAUAGCCCUGGAUUGUAUAAUGACAUAUAAACAUCCACAUAUCCUCCCUUACAGGGAAAACUUGCAAAGAUUGCUUGAAGACAGAAGCUUUAAGGAAGAGAUAGUGCAUUUUAGCAUUUCUGAAGAUAAUACGGUAGUGAAAACGGCCCACCGAGCAGAUCUGUUUCCUGUUCUGAUGAGAAUUUUGUAUGGCCGAAUGAAGAAUAAGACUGGCAGUAAAACUCAGGGGAAAUCUGCUUCAGGCACUCGUAUGUCCAUUGUUCUGAGGUUCCUCGCUGGGACCCAACCAGAGGAGAUCCAGAUGUUCUUAGACUUGCUGUUUGAACCUGUGAAGCACUUCAAAAAUGGAGAAUGCCAUUCUGCUGUCAUUCAAGCAGUAGAAGACUUGGAUUUGUCUAAAGUUCUGCCUUUAGGUCGUCAGCAUGGUAUCCUAAAUAGCCUUGAAAUAGUAUUGAAGAACAUUAGUCAUCUGAUCAGUGCAUACUUACCAAAGAUUUUGCAGAUACUGCUAUGCUUGACAGCAACUGCAUCACACGUCCUCGACCAACGAGAAAAGAUACAACUCAGGUUUAUUAACCCACUGAAAAAUUUAAGACGUCUUGGAAUCAAAAUGGUAACUGACAUCUUUUUGGAUUGGGAGUCUUACCAAUUCAGAACAGAAGAAAUUGAUGCUGUCUUUCACGGUGCAGUUUGGCCCCAGAUCAGAAGGCUUGGAUCUGAGAGUCAGUAUUUUCCUACUCCUCUGCUGAAACUAAUUAGUAUCUGGAGCAGAAAUGCAAGAUACUUCCCUUUCCUGGCUAAACAGAAACCUGGGUACCCAGAGUAUGAUAUCCUAACCAACGUUUUUGCAAUUCUCUCAGCAAAGAAUCUCUCUGAAGCCACAGCCUCUAUGGUGAUGGAUAUAGCCGAUGACCUUCUUAACCUUCCAGAUUUUGAACCCACAGAAACACUUUUGAGCUUGCCAGUAACUGGAUGCGUAUACACAGAAAGUGCAGAUGAAUCUAUCACGAUGGGAGGACGAUUAAUUCUGCCUCAUGUACCUGUAAUUCUCCAGUAUCUCAGCAAAACCACAAUAAGUGCAGAAAAGGUGAAAAAGAAAAAGAAUAGGGCACAAGUCAGUAAGGAACUUGGCAUUCUAUCAAAGAUCAGCAAGUUCAUGAGAGACAAAGAACAAAGUUCUCUACUCAUUACACUUCUCCUUCCUUUCCUCCAACGUGGCAAUAUUGCUCAGGAUACAGAAGUUGAUAUUUUGGUGACAGUACAAAACCUGUUAAAACAUUGUCUGGAGCCUACAAGCUUCCUCAAGCCUCUAGCAAAACUCUUCUCAGUUAUUAAGAAUAAGUUGUCAAGACAAUUGCUUUGUUCAGUUUUCCAGACACUUUCUGAUUUUGAGAAUGGAUUAAAAUAUAUUACUGAUGUUGUCAAGCUUAACGCCUUUGAUCAAAGACAUCUUGAUGAUAUCAACUUUGAUGUUCGCUUCUCAACAUUCCAGACGAUCGCCUCUUACAUUAAAGAGAUGCAAACUGUGGAUGUUAACUACCUAAUUCCAGUUAUGCAUAAUUGUUUCUAUAAUAUGGAGUUAGGAGACAUGUCUUUAAGUGAUAAUGCCAGCAUGUGCCUAAUGAGUAUCAUCAAAAAGCUAGCUGCCUUGAAUGUCACAGAGAAAGAAUACAGGGAAAUCAUUCAUUGUUCACUCUUGGAGAAGUUAAGGAAAGGAUUAAAGAACCAGAUAGAGAAUAUUCAACAGGAUUAUACCACAGUGCUUUCCUGUUUAAUUCAAACCUUUCCAUAUCAACCAGAAUUUAAAGACUUGGUGCAGCUUACUGAUUGCCAUGAUCCAGAAAUGGACUUCUUUGAGAAUAUGAAACACAUUCAGAUUCACAGAAGAGCAAGAGCCUUGAAGAAAUUGGCAAAACAACUAAUGGAAGGCAAAGUUGUACUAUCUUCUAAAACUCUUCAGAAUUACAUCAUGCCUUAUGCCAUGACUCCAAUUUUUGAUGAGAAAAUGCUCAAGCAUGAAAAUAUAACCAUUGCUGCCACAGAAGUUAUUGGAGCUAUUUGCAGACAUCUCUCUUGGUCAGCAUAUGUAUAUUACUUGAAACAUUUCAUUCAUGUUUUACAGACAGGACAGAUCAAUCAAAAGUUGGGUGUCAGUUUGCUAGUAAUUGUGUUAGAAGCAUUCCACUUUGACCACAGAACUCUUGAAGAACAUAUGAGAAAAACUCAGAAUGAGGAAAACACAAUAGAAGUGAUUGAGUUGCCAGAGCAUGAAACCAUGGAAUUAGAGCAAAUGGAUGAGGAAGAGAAGGAAAACAAAUGUAAAACUUUGUCAGACGACAACAAGGAAUUAGAAAACCCUGAUCCAGCUAGUCGUGAAGGGACAUCAGCUAAAGAACCUGAGUGUAUCAUGGAGUCUAUCUCUUUCCUUCCUCGGAAUAAGGAAGAAUUGGAGAAAACAAUUAAAAAUAUCCAAGGAACGAUAACUGGGGAUAUCCUACCCAGACUCCACAAAUGCCUCGUAUCUACGACUAAAAGGGAAGAAGAACACAAGCUCAUUAAAUCUAAGGUUGUGAAUGAUGAGGAAGUAGUUCGAGUUCCUUUAGCUUUUGCCAUGGUUAAACUGAUGCAGUCCCUUCCUCAAGAAAUUAUGGAGGCUAAUCUGCCAAGUGUUUUGCUCAAAGUAUGUGCCCUCCUCAAGAACAGAGCACAGGAAAUCAGAGAUAUUGCACGCAGCACUCUAGCAAAAAUAAUAGAAGAUCUGGGUGUGCGUUACCUACAAUACAUUUUAAAAGAAUUACAGACUACCCUUGUCCGUGGAUAUCAGGUCCAUGUGCUAACUUUCACUGUGUACAUGUUGCUACAAGGCCUCACCAACAAGCUACAAGUUGGGGAUUUGGACUCUUGUUUAGAUAUAAUGAUUGAGAUUUUUAACCAUGAGUUGUUUGGUGCCAUCGCUGAAGAGAAGGAAGUGAAGCAGAUCCUCUCCAAAGUCAUGGAGGCACGAAGAAGCAAGAGUUAUGAUUCUUAUGAAAUCCUGGGCAAGUUUGUAGGGAAAGAUCAGGUUACAAAACUUAUCCUUCCAUUAAAAGAGGUCUUACAAAAUACCACAAGUUUAAAACUGGCCCGGAAGGUUCAUGAAACCUUGCGCCGAAUCAUCGCAGGAUUAAUUGUGAAUCAAGAAAUGACAGCAGAAUCCAUCCUGUUGCUCAGUUAUGGUUUGGUCAGUGAAAAUCUCCCCCUGUUAACAGAGAAAGAAAAAAACCCAGCAGCCCCUACAGCGGACCCACGCCUUCCACCCCAGAGCUGUCUUCUGCUGCCCCCAACUCCAGCUCGAGGUGGGCAGAAAGCUGUUGUGAGCAGGAAAACCAACAUGCACAUAUUUAUUGAGUCUGGGCUUCGGCUUCUGCAUCUGAGUCUGAAGACUUCCAAGAUCAAGUCUUCAAGUGAACCUGUUCUGGAAAUGUUGGAUCCUUUUGUCUCUCUCCUCAUAGACUGCCUUGUCUCCGUGGAUGUGAAGGUGAUCACAGGUGCUUUACAAUGCCUGAUCUGGGUCAUGAGGUUCCCUCUGCCUUCCAUAGAAACAAAAGCAGAACAGCUGACCAAACACCUUUUCCUGUUGCUGAAGGACUAUGCAAAACUGGGAGCUGCCAGGGGCCAGAACUUCCACCUGGUAGUAAAUUGUUUCAAGUGUGUGACCAUACUUGUCAAGAAAGUGAAAUCUUACCAGAUAACCGAAAAGCAGCUUCAAGUUCUACUAGCAUAUGCUGAGGAAGACAUUUAUGAUUCUUCAAGGCAGGCCACUGCAUUUGGUCUUCUGAAGGCCAUUUUAUCCAGAAAGUUAUUGGUCCCGGAAAUCGAUGAUGUCAUUCGGAAAGUAUCCAAGUUGGCAAUUUCUGCACAAAGUGAACCUGUCAGAGUCCAGUGCAGACAGGUUUUUCUGAAAUACAUUCUUGACUAUCCCCUGGGUGACAAAUUGAGACCAAACUUGGAAUUCAUGCUUGCUCAACUGAAUUAUGAACAUGAGACCGGGAGAGAGUCUACUUUGGAAAUGAUCUCCUACCUCUUUGACACAUUCCCUCAGGGGCUGCUCCAUGAGAACUGUGGAAUGUUCUUUAUUCCUCUUUGUCUAAUGGUGGUGAACGAUGACUCUGCCAUGUGCAAAAAGAUGGCAUCCAUGACAAUCAAAUCUUUACUCAGGAAAAUCAACCUUGAGAAAAAAGACUGGCUCUUUGAUAUGGUUAUCACCUGGUUUGGAGCAAAAAAGAGCUUAAAUAGACAGCUGGCUGCCCUCAUCUGUGGCUUGUUUGUGGAAAGUGAAGGAGUCUCUUUUGAGAGAAGACUUGGAACUGUUCUUCCCAUGAUUGAAAAGGAAAUUGAUCCUGAAAACUUUAAAGAUAUCAUGGAGGAGACUGAAGAAAAAGCUGCAGAUCGCCUUCUGUUUAGUUUUCUUACAUUGAUUAGUAAACUCAUCAAGGAAUGUAAUAUUAUUCAGUUUACCAAGCCCUCUGAGACGUUGAAUAAAAUCUGGAGUUAUGUGCACUGUCACCUGAGACAUCCACACAGCUGGGUGUGGCUCACUGCGGCCCAGAUUUUUGGAUUACUCUUCGCCUCUUGCCAACCAGAGGAACUUAUUAGAAAACAGAAGACCAAAAAAACUAAAAAGAAACUCUCAGUACCCGUAGCAGUAAGAUUUCUAACAAAUGACCUUGAACAAAAGAUGAAAAGUAUCUCCCUAGCCUCUUGCCAUCAGUUGCAUUCCAAAUUCUUAGAUCAGUCUCUAGGAGAGCAGGUUGUUAAGAAUUUGUUAUUUGUAGCCAAAGUCUUAUAUUUACUGGAACCUGAAUCUGAGGAUCAGCAAGGUGAGAGGGAGGAACAAGCAGCUUUAGGAGAUGGUAUGGCCAGAGGGUCCUGUGCCGAGGAGACGCUGGACCCUUACAAAGAGACCGAGGCGGCAAAGGAUGAGCACGGCAGGCCGGCCACGCUGCUGUGGUUGGUGCAGAGGUUGUCCCGGAUCGCGAAGCUGGAGGCUGCCUAUUCACCUAGAAACCCUUUAAAGAGAACGUGCAUCUUUAAGUUUCUUGGCGCUCUAGCCAUGGAUCUUGGCGCAGACAAGGUGAAGCCGUACCUCCCCGUGAUCCUAGCUCCUCUGUUCCGAGAGCUGAACAGCACCUAUUCGGACCAGGAUCCUUUGCUGAAGAAUCUAUCCCAGGAAAUCAUAGAGUUACUCAAAAAGCUGGUUGGGCUUGAGAACUUCUCCUUAGCCUUUGCCUCUGUACAGAAACAGGCUAAUGAGAAAAGGGCACUCCGGAAAAAGAGGAAGGCUUUAGAGUUUGUAACAAAUCCUGAUAUUGCUGCAAAGAAAAAGCUCAAGAAACACAAAAAUAAAAGUGAAGCCAAGAAGAGAAAAAUAGAGUUCUUGCGUCCAAGCUGUAAGACCAAGAGACAAAAGAGCUACAGCCUGAAAGAUUUAGCAAUUGUGGAAUGAUGUGCCCCCUCUACUGAUAAAGUAUCUCAAUUUACCCCAAAGCAUGAAUUUCUCAGGAUAUCUGCUGGUCUGAAAUCAUAGCAGGUUUUAUUAUUUAAGUUAAACUGGCAUAUAUUGUAUAUUAUACAGUUUAAUAGAAUCAUGCUCAGAUUUUUUAAAUUAAAACAUUUUCAUAAUUCUACUGUAUCUUCACUGUCUAAAAAACAUGUGACAGUAGUGAUAAUUUUUUUAAGGCAUUAAAAUAGCAAGACAGAAUGUAGAAGUUAGAAAUAAGUGAUUUAUAAUACUUUUAUGGAGAAAACUAGAAAACUUUAUUGAAAGGCAUUAAAAGAAAUCUGCACAAAUGGAAAAAUAACCAUGUUAUUUGGACAGGAAGAUCUAGUAUUGUAAGAAGUUGGAUCCCACUUGUUAAAGACCUAUCUGUGUAGAAUCCCAAGAGCUCUUCUUCAUAUAAUCCUAACAGGCUGAUCCUAAAAUUUAUAUGGAAGAUUAACUGAAAACCAGUCAUGAUGCUCUUAAAAAGGGAGUUUUGAAAAGGGUGAGGAGUUUUCCCUGUCAGAUACCAGAAGUAAGUCACAAAAAGUGCUAUAUCUAUAGUGAACAUGGGUUAAGUUCUACAUGAAAGUUAAGAAUUUGUGCACAUACAGCUGGGGUAUGGUGUACAGCAUUACAGAUAAUCAACCUAACAGUGCCCAGGCUAUAAGAUAACUAUGAAUCAACAGACAGUCCAGUAGAAAAAGUGUCAAAAGAGAGAAAUAGGCAUUGCACAGAAGAAAAAUAAAUGGCCCUUAAACAUUAAUACUUACCCUUAUAUGGCGAUACCAGUUCUUAAAUAUUAAAAUGUACUUAAUAUACUAGGUGGUAAGCACUCACUGCCUUGAGACACGCAAGUGCCACCCUGGCUAUGUGAGUCCCUAGAUUCCCUACCUCCCCACAACAAAAUCACAGGAUCAACACCUGGACUAGUGGGGGUCCUCCUACAUCAGCUACGUCUGGCUGUUAAAUAUUCUGAAUCACUCCUAUAUUCAACCUCAGUAAUUAUGAAAAUGAAAAUUAACAUCAGAAUGAAAUUCCACUUUGAACCCUUUAGAGGCUGGUAAGGUUGAUAAGGCUAGAUGCUCGCUAGCUUGGUAAACAAAGGGAACUCCUAUAAACAACUUUGAAAGACAGUUUGGCGUGAUCUCCUUCAUACAUAUGGUAUCUUUGUCUCCAUCUACACCUGAUGUGGAAGCAAUAUUCUUUAGUGCUCAAUAUAUUUUGAAGGGGGAGCGGGGAGAAGAAUCCAUACUAUGUGCCGGGCACUUUGCUGACAUUUUAUUUAGUCCUCAUAGUAUUCCUGAGAGCUGCCUAAAAUUGGUUCUUAUUUUACAGAUAAAGAAACUAAAACUCCAGUUAAAUAAUUUACCUAAGGGUAACGGGUUGCAUGUGGCAUAAUCAGGAUUCACAGCAAGGACUGAAAGCCCAUGCUUUUUAUCAGUUCUAGUUAUGGAGUCAGAAUAUAGCAUAUGGCAUAGAAAUCAAAUGUUCAAACAUUCUUGAACUUUAGUAUCUGUGUUUUGAUGUAGUUGGUCUCAGACAAGAGUUCUCACACUUCCAAGGGGUUUGUAAUGUGCCUAAAGUAGAAGUGUGACACGCAUCACAGAAGGCUGAUUUCAAUUAAUUCUAAGUGAUUUAAAGUGCAUGUACUGCCUUUAUGAAAAUUUUUAAAUAAAAAAAUCAGAAAUUAACACUAAGGCAAAAAUCAGAAAGAACAAAUAUCUCAGGGAUAUUGAGCACAAUUUAGUAAAUAUUUAUUGAGUGCCUACUGUAUGCCAAGUGCACCACACUAGAUGCAAGGAAUACUAACAGUAAAUAAGGUAUGGUCCCUACCCUCAUGGUACUUACAUUUUCACAACUUAAAGUGUAUCUCAAGUAUUCUAAUAACAAAUUUCCACCAUUCUCUUUUUAAUGUGAACACAUGACACAGCACAUUUACCAACCAGAGUUAUAAAACAGAGUAUUAGAGCUAAAAGAAAACUUUGAUAGGAUUUGUUCAAUUCUCUUGUUUUAUGGGGGGAAAAAAAUAAACUGAAGGAAUGGCCACUUGUGCCUAGAACUCAUGUGUUCAGAUUUUAAGUUUGGAGCUUUUCCCAUUUUCACGGUUCUCCAAAACAAUAUUCAGUACAUUUUUAUAAGUAUCAUUCAAAUACCUGUAACUUACCUAUAUAGUUGUUUCCUACUAGACAAAGACUUCAUAAUUUAUGUAUAUUAAAAUAAGUGAAUGCUCUAUUUACCCCAUUCUAGUCUUUGUGGUAAAACAGAGACCAUGCUCAUUCAAGUGCUAGUGUAUGCUAUGACUUCAUGCGUGCUCAGUAUUGAAGAUGGCAAGAGUUUUAUGUCCUGAGUAGCAUAUGCCUGCCAGGGCUUCUCUUCCUGCAGGCUUCACAGUGUUCCUAAAGUGCUGCAGUGGGGCCAGGGGGACACUUAGCUACUGAAGUACAAAUCCAGCCACUGACGACAAGGGGACCAAAGCCUAGGUCAAAGAGGUACUAUUUUCCUAGCUGGCAAACACAACCCACUAUCUCAACCACACUCUUACUAUAAGAUGCCAUAAGAUGCCAGGCACCACACUGGAUUCUAAGGAUAGUAAUAUGAAACAAUCUGUCCUUCAGGAGUGAUUUGGAAACUGAAACAAUAAUUACAUGCUAAGUAAUAUUAUAGGUACAGCACUGAGAACACUUGGGCCUAGAAGAAGGUCUCCAAACAAGACUUAAGAGACCAAACUAAGAAUGGGUGCUGGGUAUGGGCAAAAAGAGUAAAGUCCCACAGGUGAAAAGACAAAGCCACAUUCAUUUGAUCUGAUUGACCAAAGGUAUGAAGGAAGAAGCUAGAGGUCAACGUCUGCAAAGACAGUGGCAGGACGGGAAGUGGACCACAGUGUUCCCAGGAACACCAGUGAGGGCAUCACAUUUUUUAACUGCUGGUUAUCCAACUUCAAGAUUUCCCCCCAGUGUAAGUAAAUACAAGGGACCAUAUUCUGUCCCCACUGCAGCCAAUUCUGUGGUAGACUGGAGAGUUUGAAAAGUUCCUUUGAACAUAAUUGUUUUUUACCCUAUCAGUACGUCUGCUUUUUAAAACCAGGAUUGUUCCAUUUCUCCACGUAUGACCAGUAUUGUUUUGACUUUUCACCAAAUUGGUAAAUCCAAUUACAGUUAAUAAAAAAAAUGAAAAGACAGUAAUGAUAUCUUUUACAAUGCUUCUUAAAAUAGAUCUUUAAAAUUUCCUUUAAUAUGUUGUGGAUUCCAUCAAAUAUAACCAUUUAGGAUUGUUUUUACUACCUCUACUGGUAUAGCAUAUUUAUAGAAAUUAUUUUGAAUGUACUGUAUCUACUUCAAUUAGCAUAAUUUUACUUAAGCACUUAAGGUUGUCUGUGUUGCCAGUGUUGACAUAUUCAGGAAUUUAUGGUAUAGUUUAUGGGAUCAGCUUCUGACCCUGAAAUCUCACUUUGAGCCUGUUCCCACCUGGCAGGUGAUCCUGAGCAAACCAACUUAUCAGAACCUUGGGUCCAUGUCCAUAAAAUAAAGACAUUACAAACUGUC
This is a messenger RNA of Nyctereutes procyonoides (raccoon dog), 12085 nucleotides long. It is a transcript of the gene UTP20, whose product is annotated as UTP20 small subunit processome component. The record is from RefSeq and is a predicted model, not a curated record. The transcript is spliced from 62 exons. Bases 162 to 8507 code for a protein of 2781 amino acids. NCBI's taxonomy places the organism in Eukaryota, Metazoa, Chordata, Mammalia, Carnivora, Canidae. Gene Ontology annotation, cellular component: 90S preribosome; small-subunit processome; nucleolus.